Molecule: messenger RNA, 1365 nt
Organism: Oppiella nova
Lineage: Eukaryota; Metazoa; Arthropoda; Arachnida; Sarcoptiformes; Oppiidae
Source: the annotation of a GenBank genome assembly
CAAGGUUUUAGAAUAACUAAUUGUUUGACAAUGAAAGUAUCUGUGAUUUUCUGCUUGCUGUUUGUGGCGGCUGCCCAUGCCGUACCCUUUUUACAGAAAUUAAGUGAACCCACCGAGGGCAAAACAUGGGUGGUGUUGGUAGCUGGAUCAAAUGGGUGGUAUAAUUACAGACAUCAAGCUGAUGUAUACCACGCUUACCAAGUUGUGAUCAAUCACGGAAUCCCCGCCGAAAAUGUCAUUGUCUUGCACUACGAUGACAUGGCUAACAGCGUAAAUAACCCUGUUAAAGGCACCGUCAUCUAUGAGGAGGGUGGUGAUGAUGUCUAUCAUGGUGUACCCAAGGACUUUGUUGGCAAAGAGGUUACACCAGAGAACUUUUUGGCCGUACUUCGUGGUGACGAGACAUUGGCUAAAGCGGGCAAACGUGUGGUCAAUAGUGGACCAAAUGAUCGUAUAUUUGCCUUUUUCGCUGACCAUGGUGCACCCGGUUAUGUAUCAUUCCCGCACUCAGUUUUACACGCUACUGAUUUGAAUAAGGAGUUGAUCCAAAUGCACAAAGAUAAACGCUACUCCACCUUGGUGUUUUAUUUGUCAGCUUGCGAAUCGGGCACAAUGUUUGAGAAACUAUUACCCGCUGAUAUCAAUGCGUUCGCCAUCACCGCCACCAAUACAGUUGAGUCCGGGUGGGCGUGCAAUCACGAGCCCAAAAAGUAUAAAACUUACCUAGCUGGUUGGUUCGCGGUUAAUUGGCUAAACAACACCGUCACCAACGAUCCUAAUAAAGAGACCCUGGAGGAACAGUACGAGUAUAUUAAGAUCCAUAAUAAUUUCACCAUGGACGGCGGUAACUAUUCACAACACGCUCAACAAUACGGUGAUCUCACCUUGGCAAACAAGGAUCAUAUUGGCCAGUACCAGGGUGGCAAAAAGGUUUUUGCUAACUCUGUGGCGAGACCAGUUACCGGUUUCUCACCAUCACGUGACGUACCCAUCAAUAUAUUGAAACACCAAAUUGAGUCCGCAAAUGACGCUGAUGAGAAACAAAAGUAUGUGGCUGAAUUGAAUGCUCUGUUAGCCGGUAGACAAAUGCUGGACAAACAGAUCGUGCAAUACGUCAAUAGUAUCGCUGAUAUACCCGGUGUUGACGUCAAUGUUGUACUCAAUGAGAAACUUGAGUUGAAUAACUUUGCUGGCUAUCGACAAUUUGUGGAUACUUUCCACGAACAUUGUUAUAACUUGGGACAGAAUACCUAUGCGUUGGGCAAAAUGCACGCAUUUGUGAACAUCGCCGAGCAGUUGACCGAAUCGAGUGCCGCGAACCUAGCGGUCGACCGAUUGAGACAAUUCUGUGCCGCAAAUGUUGCC